ACAUAAUGCAUAUCUCUAUCAGUAAACCUAUACUCCUCCCUAAAAAUCCCAAACAACCCCCCCCCACCACAUCAGGACACAAUUUACUUUUGUCAACCAGCCAGCAAUAUUUACCAAUGACUUUUAAAUAGCAUAUAAAAUAUAGUUAAUUGCUGUUUCACUAACUACAGUUAGUAUAUAGCGGUGUCUUUGUGAAGAAGAACCAAAGGGAAACUUUGCACAUGUAGGUAAAUGCUCUUUUAUUGAACAGGCAGCGAUGGGGAUCCGCCACCCAGCGCUGAAUAUCACAAAUUGUACUGCUGUACUAGUAACGUCCACAGCAACAUCCUAAAUGUCUCUCUUCUUACCUGAAGCGUGGUUCUUUCUCAGAGCCUCUUCGCAUGGCCACGUUGGCUGGCCACAACUCUCAUGUUCCCAUGGCUGUGCGGUCAGUGGUGGAAGCCACAUAGCCCAUCCCACCUUCAAAGUAUACAGUGCUACUCUGGCAGUGAAUUUCUUUGGCUGUAUGGCGUGGAUGUUUGGUGGAGGGGGUGUGACUAACUUCGGCAUGUCCAUCAUCUGGCUGAUGCUCUUCACACCAUGCUCCUAUGUGUGUUGGUUCAGACCCAUCUACAAGGCCUUCAAGACAGAUAGCUCGUUCAACUUCAUGACUUUCUUCUUUGUCUUCAUGGCCCAAGUUAUUAUCACCAUCAUCCAAGCCAUCGGCAUUCCAGGAUGGGGCGUCUGUGGCUGGUUAGGGACCAUUGCCUUCUUUGGCACCAGCAUCUUUGCCUCUGUCAUUAUGUUGAUUCCCACCAUCAUGUUUACGGCUGUCGCUGCUCUGUCCUUCAUCGCCCUCACUAAGGUUCAUAACUUCUACCGUGGCAGUGGAGGUAGCAUAAGCAAGGCUCAGGAGGAGUGGGCCACAGGGGCCUGGAAAAACCCACAUGUGCAGCAGGCAGCACAGCAAGCAGCGCUCGGGGCUGCUCAGGGAGCCAUGCAGCAGCAGCAGUACUCCACACCCAACUAUGACAAUCAGAUGUGAAGAAGUACUCAACUACAAAAGCAGGGGAAACUGGAAAGAUUGGCAAAGUCAGAGCACAUGGUGUUUGCUUCUUCUCUGUGAGGUAGGACAUCCCAGAGCUGUCUGGGAAAGUGUUGGAGAAACUAAUCCUGUUUAUUUCCUGCUUAUUCGUAGUUUAACAUCUACACCAGUUAGCGUUAUUGAAUGUGUAUGUUGAGUUUUUGUUAGCUGUGUAUUUGUAAUUCAUACAGAUUUCAGAGGUAAAGCCGUAAAUUACAUCAUAAGCUGGAACAACUCUACUGUAACCUUGGUCCAUUAUGUUACAAAAAAUAAAUUUUUCAUGUUACAAGCUUGUCACUGUAACAUUGUGUUGCUACUAAGUAUCAAACCAUUUUCUCAACUUAUUCAUUUUAUAUCUAAUCCAGAGCAUGUCUAUUGUGUAUGCAACCAUAGUAACUAUGUACUGACUUACCAUGCUCAUUAUGCUUAGUAUUUAUAAAAAGGGAAUUUUCUAUAAAACUCUGGAGUAUCUACUAGUCUAGUGGAAAAUAUGUAAUACAAAGUCUCAGGUAAACAAACUACUUAAACUUAAAAACAUGUGUAGUUAAUACUGUUAUUAUGCACUGUUAUUAUGAUAUUAAUAUCAUAUUAUUUAUCAUUUACAGUUGUAGGUAUUUAUUAUGCAGUUUGGUGAUGUGUAAUGGUUUUCCAUAGGGAUAAUUUGUGUACUUGUGUACAUGUUCUAAUGUGGACAUACAGAGUAUAAUAAUGUAGUAUUUUAUGCACACAGUCAUUUGCAAAUGUUUAAAUACCCCAAUCAAAUUCUAUGUUGUGUUGAGUUUUAAGUGAACAUUAAUAAAUUAACAGAGAACAAAAGAAAACAUGACA
Molecule: messenger RNA, 1891 nt
Organism: Pygocentrus nattereri (red-bellied piranha)
Lineage: Eukaryota; Metazoa; Chordata; Actinopteri; Characiformes; Serrasalmidae
Product: secretory carrier-associated membrane protein 5
Exons: 5
Coding region: 332-1024 (230 amino acids)
Biological process (GO): protein transport
Cellular component (GO): trans-Golgi network membrane; recycling endosome membrane
Source: RefSeq, a predicted model, not a curated record